Camelus dromedarius (Arabian camel) is the source of this 6588-nucleotide messenger RNA. RefSeq names its product ATP-binding cassette sub-family A member 9. Lineage: Eukaryota; Metazoa; Chordata; Mammalia; Artiodactyla; Camelidae. Gene Ontology annotation, molecular function: ABC-type transporter activity; ATP hydrolysis activity; lipid carrier activity. Gene Ontology annotation, biological process: transmembrane transport; lipid transport. The record is from RefSeq and is a predicted model, not a curated record. Gene Ontology annotation, cellular component: intracellular membrane-bounded organelle; membrane.
AACGUAUUGAGCAACUUUCAUGUCCCAGGCUCUGAGAUGUGUACAGCAGCGAGGAUUCUGUGGUUCUCUUCAGAAGCUUACAAUCUAGGAUGGAAGAGAGAUGAGUAUAACUAGUUUAAAAUAUGGUGAGGUACACACUACAAUGGCGGUAACCAUGGUGUGCUACAGGAGCACCGGGGAGGGGCACCUAACCCACAUAGGAGGCUCUCCUCGGGGGAGGAGACAUCAGACCUGAGACCUGCUGGACAGCCAGCCAUCUGCAACUCUGAACUCCCUGCUGAGGAACUGGCGGGGAGACAAAGAAACGGAAAACUGGAAAGAAGUCGCCAUGCGACGUGAGCCAAGAGUUUUUGGCAGCCUGGCGGACUUAAGACCGUAAUCCUUUUCGGAAAUCAUUCUGAACGGAACUAUUAACAAUAAACAUGAAGUUAAAAGCACGAUAUAGUAGUGACCCAAAAGGAAUGUGAGUUCUUCUCCAGGACACGCAGAGAGACCCGUGGAUGAGCUGUUUCCAGAUCCUUGCUCCAGCCUUCCUGAGAGUCCUAAUGAGUAAGAGACACCUCAGCGUGGCUCAGCAAACGCGGGCCCUUCUCCGCAAGAGUUUUCUUAAAAAAUGGAGGAUGAAAAGAGAGGCCCUGUUGGAAUGGUUUUUCUCACUUCUUCUAGUACUGUUUGCAUACCUGUUUUCCUCCAGUUUACACCAAGUUAAUGACUUUCAUCAACUGCCUGCAGUGGAUCUGGGACGUGUAGAUGAUUUUAAUGAUUCUAAUUACGUUAUCGCACUUGCUCCUGAAUCCAAGACAACCCAGGAGAUAUUGAACAAAGUGGCUUCCGCGCCAUUUAUGAAAGGAAGAACUAUCAUGGGGUGGCCUGAUGAAAAAAGCAUGGAUGAGCUGGAUUUAAACUAUUCUACAGACGCAGUGAGAGUCAUCUUUAAUGAUACCUUCUUGUAUCAUUUGAAGUUCCUCUGGGGAGAUAGAAUCCCCAAGAUGAAGGAACACAGAGACCAUUCAGCUCAUUGUCAAGUAAUGGAUGAGACAAUCACGUGUGAAAGUUCAGUGUUCUGGGAGAAGGGCUUUGUAGCUUUUCAAGCCGCUAUUAAUGCUGCUAUCGUAGAAAUCGCAACAAAUCAUUCAGUGGUGGAAAAACUGAUGUCAGUUACUGGCAUAAAUAUGAAGAUAUUACCCUUUGUUGCCCAAGCAGGAGUGACAACGGAUUUUUUCAUUUUCUUCUGCAUUAUUUCUUUUUCUGCAUUUAUAUAUUAUUUAUCAGUCAAUGUUACACUAGAAAGACGAUACAUGAAGUCACUGAUGACGAUGAUGGGGCUUCAAGAGUCGGCAUUCUGGCUCUCCUGGGGUUUGAUGUACUCUGGCUUCACCUUCAUUACGGCCACUUUGAUGGCUCUGAUUGUAAAAUCCGCCCCAGUUGUCAUCCUAACUGGCUUCAUGGUGGUCUGCACCCUCUUCCUCCUCUAUGGCAUGUCUUUGAUAACGUUAGCUUUCCUGAUGAGGGUGUUGGUGAAGAAACCUUCCCUUACUGGGCUGGCUGUCUUUCUUCUUACUGUCUUUUGGGGGAGUCUGGGAUUCACUGCUCUGUACAGACACCUUCCUGCAUUUUUGGAAUGGACCUUAUGUCUUCUUAGCCCUUUUGCUUUCACUGCUGGAAUGGCCCAGCUUACACAUUUGGACUAUGAUAGGAACUCUAACAUCCCUCUGGAUUCUUCAAACAACCAGUACCUAAUAAUAGCAACUCUUUUCAUGCUGGUUUUUGAUGCUUUUCUCUAUUUGGUAUUGACAUUAUAUUUUGACAAAAUUUUGCCCAGAAAGUAGUAACAUGAUUCUGAAUAUGGACGUCGACAUUCGCCUUGGUUUUUCCUGAAAUCCUCUUUCUGGUUUCAACACCAAAGGGCUGAUCACGCGGCCCUUGAGAAUGAGACAGAUUUAGAUUCUUCAACUAGCGACCCCUUUGAACCAGUGUCUCCAGAAUUCCAUGGGAAAGAAGCCGUUAGAAUAAGAAAUCUUAGGAAAGAAUAUGGAAGAGGAAAGCAUGCAAAAGUAGAAGCUUUGAAAGGUCUGGUAUUUGACAUAUAUGAAGGCCAGAUCACUGCCCUCCUUGGUCACGGUGGAGCUGGGAAAACCACCCUGUUAAAUGCGCUCAGUGGACUGUCGGCCCCAACAUCGGGUUCGGUCACCGUCUAUAAUCACUCACUUUCAGAAACGGCCGACCCAGGAACGAUCAGCAGGCUCACUGGAGCUUGUCCACAACCCAGCGUGCAGUUUGGCUUUCUCACCGCGAGAGAAAACCUCAGGCUCUUUGCCCAAGUGAAAGGGAUUCAUCCACAUGAAGUGGCGCAAGAGGUUCAACGAGUUUUACGGGACUUAGAGAUGGAAAAUAUUCAAGACAUUCUGGCUCAACAUUUAAGCGGUGGACAAAAAAGAAAACUAACUUUGGGGAUUGCAUUUUUAGGAGAUCCUCAGGUUUUGCUUUUGGACGAACCAACUGCUGGAUCAGAUCCUCUUUCAAGAUACCACGUGUGGAACCUCCUGAAAGAGAGGAAAUCAGACAGAGUAAUUCUCUUCAGUACCCAGUUCAUGGAUGAGGCUGACAACCUGGCUGAUAGGAAGGUGUUUAUAUCCAGUGGAAGGCUGAAGUGUGCAGGUUCUUCUCUAUUCCUGAAGAAGAAAUGGGGCAUCGGCUACCAUUUAAGUUUGCAUCUGAAUGAAAUGUGCGACCCAGACGGUAUAACAUCGCUUGUUAAACAGCACAUCCCUGAUGCCAAAUUAGCAGCACAAAGUGAAGAAAAGCUGGUAUAUAUUUUGCCUUUGGAAAGGACAAGCAAAUUUCCAGACCUCUACAGGGAUCUUGAUAGACGUUCAAACCAGGGCAUUGAGAAUUACGGUGUUUCCGUGACAACACUGAAUGAAGUGUUCUUGAAAUUAGAAGGAAAAUCAGGCGUCGAUGAACCAGAUAUUGGAAUUUGGGGACAGUUACAAAGUGAUAGGACAAACGACACAGGAAGCCUUGUUGAGCUGGAACAAGUUUUGUCUUCCUUGAAUGAAACAAAGAGUGCAGUCAGCGGCAUGGCUCUCUGGAGGCAGCAGCUCUGGGCAAUGGCAAAAGUUCGCUUCCUGAAAUUAAAGAAAGAAAGAAGAACUCUGUUGACCAUAUUGUUGCUUUUUGGCAUUAGCUUUUGCCCUCAGCUUUUGGAACGUCUAUUCUAUGAGUUACAUCAAAAAAGUUGUUCUUGGGGACUGUCUCCUAACAUGUACUUCCUCUCGCCAGAGCAACCACCUCAGGCACCUCUGACCCACUUACUGGUCAUCAGUAAAACAGGGUCAAGCAUCGAUGACUUCAUACAUUCCCUGAGGCAACAGAACAUAGCUUUGGAAGUGGACGCCUUUGGAACUAGAAGCGGCCCAGACGAGCCAUCAUACAAUGGUGCUAUCACUGUGUCGGGUGAUGACAGGGAUCACAGAUUUUCCAUAGCGUGUAACACCAAAAGGCUGAACUGCUUUCCUGUCCUCUUGGACAUUAUUAGCAAUGGGCUACUUGGAAUUUUUAAUUCUUCAGAACACAUUGAGACUGACAGAAGCAAUUUUGAAGAGCACACGUCCUACGAGUCCGGUUACCCGAGCAGCACCGCCUUCUGGAUCCCGCUGACAGCUUUCACCCCUUACAUUGCCAUGAGCAGUGUCGGCGACUAUAAAAAAAAAGCUCACUCCCAGCUACGGAUUUCAGGCCUCUGCCCUUCCGUGUACUGGUUUGGGCAGGCGCUGGUGGAUGUCCCACUGUUCUUCUUGAUCCUCCUCCUGAUGCAGAUCGUGGAUUCCAUUUUUAGCCCAGAGGAGGUUCUGUUUAUAAUUCAAAGCCUAUUAGUUCAGAUCCUGUGUAGUAUUGGAUACGUCUCAUCUCUUAUUUUCUUGACAUACGUGAUUUCAUUCAUUUUUUGCAGUGGGAGAAAAAACAGUGGCAUUUGGUCCUUUUUCUUCUUAAUUAUUACCAUCUUCUCCAUGGUUGCUUCCAAACUAAAUGAAUAUGGAUUUCUAGGGCUGCUUCUCUGUACCAUGUUAAUACCAACCUUCACGUUGAUUGGUUCCCUGUUUAUUUUUUCUGAGAUUUCUCCUGACUCUGUGGAUUAUUUGGGAGCUUCAGAACAGCAGAUUGUAUUUCUGGCAUUGCUAAUACCUUACCUUCACUUUUUCACUUUCCUCGUUGUUCUACGAUGUCUGGAAAUGAACUUUAGGAGGAAACUAAUGAGAAAGGAUCCUGUGUUCAGAAUUUCACCGAGAAGCAGCAGUGUUCUUCCAAACCCAGAAAAACCUGAAGGAGAGGAUGACGAUGUUCAGAUGGAAAGAAUGAGAACAGCAAACGCUGUGACUGCCCCGGACUCGGACGAGAACCCAGUCAUCAUUGCCAGCUGUCUGCGGAAGGAAUACACAGGCAGAAGGAAAACCUGCUUUGCCAAGAGGAAGAAAAAAGUAGCCACAAGAAACAUCUCUUUCUGUGUAAAGGAAGGUUGGAAACGGUAGCUCUUAGGACACAAUGGAGCAGGUAAAAGUACAACUAUCAAGAUGAUAACCGGAGACACAAAACCAACCGCAGGGCAGGUGCUACUGAAAGGGCGCGGCGGAGGGGACGCCCUGGGGUUCCUGGGCUACUGUCCCCAGGAGAACGCGCGGUGGCCCAGCCUGACGGUGCAGGAGCACCUGGAGGUGUUCGCCGCUGUGAAAGGGCUGAGGAAGGCAGACGCCGCGGCUGCCAUCACACGGUUGGUGGAUGUGCUCAAGCUGCAGGAGCAGCUGAAGCUCCCCAUGAAGGCUUUAUCCGAGGGAGUAAAGCGAAAGCUGUGCUUCGCGCUGAGCCUCCUGGGAAACCCGUCGGUGGUGCUUCUAGACGAGCCGUCCACGGGGAUGGACCCCGAGGGGCAGCUGCAGAUGUGGCAGGCGACCCAGGCCACCAUUAGGAACACAGAGAGGGGCGCCCUCCUGACCACCCAUUACAUGGCAGAGGCCGAGGCCGUGUGUGACCGCGUGGCCAUCAUGGUGUCCGGAAGGCUGAGAUGUGUCGGCUCCAUCCAACAUCUGAAGAGCAAAUUUGGCAAAGAUUAUCUGCUAGAGAUGAAGGUGAAGACCCUGGCCCGGGUGGAGUCUCUGCACGGCGAAAUUCUGAGGGUUUUCCCCCACGCUGCUCGGCAGGAGAGGUUCUCCUCCCUCAUGGUCUACAGGCUGCCUGUCGAGGAUGUGAGACCGUUAUCGCAGGCUUUCUUCAAAUUAGAAGCAGUGAAGCGGAGCUUCGACCUGGAGGAGUACAGCCUCUCGCAGUCCACCCUGGAGCAGGUGUUUCUGGAGCUCUCCAAGGAGCAGGAGUUGGACGGUUUUGAUGAGGAAGUUGAUCUCUCAAUAGAGUGGAAGCUCCUGCAGGGAGAGCCCUAAAGCCCAAAUACUCGAUCUUUAAGAUAGUAUUUUAUGGCAUUAAUAUAUCUUAUCUCAGAUGUGGCUUCAAAAUGCUUUAGAAACUCAUGCCAUCGUUCUUCUCAAUAAUACUCCAUAUAGUGGGACUAAAGAACAAGGCCCGUGAGGGCGGUGACGCUCAGCCGGCCGUGCAGCCCCCCAGCAGCCGCCGAACCCCGUGUUUCACACGGCAGCAAAUUUUAAAACGCAUUGAUUAUGGAACUGUUUAUGCUUCUGAGGAUGAUACAGAGAUUGUUUCAUUUUCUUUCUCUGAACUUCAAAAUAUUAACUAUUUUCUCGUCUUUCUGAGCAGGUACGUACGCAGUGAGACAAUGCCGAUGGUUGUAGGGGAAGGGGAGUCAAAUGAUUAAUUAUAGCAGCGCGGUGUUGCUUUUCGUGAUUCACUUCUUUAUCACCUGAUCUUAAUUUACUGAUUUUUUUCCUUUUCUGUCACUUUUCAAAUUUUGGGUUGUAGAGUCCAUGUUCUGUCUGUUGUGACGAUGCAGGAGGUUUGAAACCUGUUAAAGUCAUUGUAGUAAGAUUUGAAUGAUCAAGCUGGUACAAGUUUUAAACUACGUAUAGUACAUACAAUUUCAAAAUUUAUUUUAUGUUUUCUUAUAAUGCAAAGGUCUACCCUUAUACAAAGCACUAAAACUUCAUAGAUGUUACUUUCCUGUAUCUGUAUAUGUUAUGACCUACCCAACCAGUGAUCUUAUAAACACUUUAAAGUCAGUGCACUAUUCUUGUACAUUCUUAUUUAGGUGAGCUUUUAAUGUUGUCGUUGCUACUGUUAUUGUUGCUAGCUGUCACGCACUGAAUUGUGUUCCCCACAAAUUCAUGCACUGAAACCCUCAUCUCCAGCGUGGCUGUAUUUGGAGGUAGGGCCUUUAAGGAGGUAAUAAGUUUGAAUGGGGUCAUAAGAUGGGGCUUAAUCUGAUAGCACUUGUGUCUUUACAAGAAGAGGAAGAGACACCUCAUCUCUCUGCACACUCACAGGGAAAAGGUCAUGUUGAGAGCACAUCGAGAAGGUGGCUGUCUGAAAGCCAGGAAGAGAGACCUCACCAGCAGCUAAAUUUCCUGGCACCACGAUCAUGGACUGUUAGCCUCCAGAACUGUGAGAAAAUAAAUUUCUGUAGUU